AUGGAAAACUCAGCUUCUAGUCUACCUGAGCAGAGAUUGGCUGAUAUCAUCUGCACCUACUGUGACAUCUCCGUCCAAGCGGUCAAGACGUGUCUUCUGUGUGAAGCCUCCCUCUGUGAUAACCAUUUAAUUGCACACAACAGCAAGACAGAGGGUCAUACAUUGAUUGAUCCCAUCAACCUAUGCAAACAAACAUGUCUUCUCCACAACGAGUCCUUUAGUCUUUAUUGUUCAGACGAUAAGGUCUGCUUCUGCUUUUCUUGCUAUUUAACUGGAGAACACAGCAACCAUCAUGUGGAGUCAAUGGAGGCAGCUUUGACGAAGAAGAAAGAUCAAAUAAGGAAUGCCUUAGAAAAUGUGACCUUUAAGAGAAAACAAGUAGAAAGAAGAUCAAAGGACAUGUACCACCAAAAGAGAGACAUUGUAGAGACAGCUGCCGGGCUAAUCAUCCGCAUCAGUGAUGUCUUCAGAGACCUGAGGGCACAACUGGAAGCCCUGGAAAACAAAGUCCUACGGAAGGUUUUCAGGCAGAAGGAACUGGCUUUACAGAAAGUCUCUCAUCUUAUCAUGGAACUGGAGAAGGAAAAAGAUAAACUGUCCAAGAAGAUGCAUGAAAUUGAGGAACUGUUCUACAUAACCAACCCAACUGUCUUGCUCAAAGCAGAAGUGGAUCUAACCAUGGAGGAAAGUGCGGAGAACAAUCCCACAGAUGAUGUUCAGGUCAUGGCAGGCCAUGAUGAGGUUUUUAUUUCAGUGACUUUGCAGAAGAAGUUAGAGAAUAUCAUGUCUUCCCAAGCUGCAAGGGGUUUGUAUGUGCAAGAGGAAUCUGACUUGCGCCUAGAUGAAGACACGGCCUCUAGUGACGUAGCACUUUCAGGUGAUAUGAAAUCUGCCACUUGCUCCCUUAUAAACCUGCUCCGUCCAGAAUCUCCAGCCAGGUUUUAUAAUUAUCAGGUAUUAAGCACCAAGAGUUUCCAGUCAGGACAUCACUACUGGGUGUUUGAGUGCAGUAAGGAUAGGUACUGGAGAGUGGGGGUAACUUAUGGCAGUGUAAAAAGGAUGGGAUAUGAGUCCUGGGUUGGAAAUAAUAAAAAGUCAUGGUGUUUGCGUAGGUUUAACCGCAAACUCUCAGCAUUACAUGGCUCACAGGAUAACGUGUUGCUUCCCAGCUCCCUCUGUCAGAGAUUUGGGGUGCACCUAGAUUACGAAGCGGGGCGGCUGUCCUUCUAUCAACUGGAUAAGUCAGUCGCCCACUUGCACACGUUCCGAGCCUCAUUCACCGAGCCCCUUCAUGUUGCAUGCUGGGUUUGGUGGGGGGGCUGGAUUACAGUUCGCAGCUAG
Molecule: messenger RNA, 1341 nt
Organism: Xenopus laevis (African clawed frog)
Lineage: Eukaryota; Metazoa; Chordata; Amphibia; Anura; Pipidae
Product: E3 ubiquitin/ISG15 ligase TRIM25
Exons: 1
Coding region: 1-1341 (446 amino acids)
Source: RefSeq, a predicted model, not a curated record